GAGCUGCCACACUGCCUCAUCCUUGACCAGAUGGCUCAGCUUGGUCUUGCUUUGGAAGAAGUCUAGCCUCUGGUGCUGCAAGCUUGCAUUUGUCCCCACCAAACCCAGGAGGGGGCCAGGACCCAAAGCUGCCAUGCCUUUAGCUAGCAUCGCAGCUCCAGGAAUCCAGCACAUGUCUGUUCCUUCCCACCCACGAUUGGCACUGUGCUUUUCAGCCCGCAGUGCUGCUGACGAGACAGGAAAGGCCGUUGUUUACCUUGUGGCAUUUCAUCUGUUCUUUGUUAUGUUUGUAUGGUCCUAUUGGAUGACAAUUUUCACCUCUCCCGCUUCCCCCUCCAAAGAGUUCUACUUGUCCAGUUCUGAAAGGGAACGUUAUGAAAAAGAAUUCAGCCAAGAACGACAACAAGAAAUUUUGAGAAGAACAGCAAGGGACUUACCGAUCUACACCACAUCAGGCUCAAGAACCAUCAGAUAUUGUGAAAGAUGUCAGUUGAUUAAACCUGACCGUGCGCACCACUGCUCAGCAUGUGACAUGUGUAUUCUUAAGAUGGAUCAUCACUGUCCUUGGGUGAAUAACUGUGUGGGAUUUUCUAAUUACAAAUUCUUCCUGCUGUUUUUAUUGUAUUCCCUGUUAUAUUGCCUUUUUGUGUCUACAACAGUUUUACAGUACUUUAUAAAAUUUUGGACGCUUUGCCACAGGAAUUCUACAGAGAGUUGUCCAGAGAACGAACUCACAGAUACACGUGCCAAAUUCCACGUGCUUUUUCUUUUUUUUGUAUCUACAAUGUUCUUCGUCAGCGUCCUGUCACUGUUUAGCUAUCACUGCUGGCUAGUUGGGAAAAAUAAAACAACAAUAGAAUCAUUUCGUGCACCCACAUUUUCAUAUGGACCUGAUGGAAAUGGUUUCUCUCUUGGAUUCAGUAAAAAUUGGAGACAAGUCUUUGGUGAUGAAAAGAAAUACUGGCUGCUUCCAAUAUUUUCAAGUUUGGGUGAUGGUUGCAGUUUUCCAACUCGCCUUGUGGGAAUGGAUCCAGAACAAGCUUCUGUAACAAACCAAAGUGAAUAUGCCAGAAGUAUUGGCUCAAAUCAACCCUUUCCUAUCAAACCACUUAGUGAAUCAAAAAACCGAUUGCUGGACAGUGACUCUCAAUGGCCAGAGAAUGGAUCUGAAGAAGGCACUGUCAGAUCAGGGACAAAUAACCAUGUUACAGUGACAGUAGAAAAUUGAGUACCACUUGUUCAU
Messenger RNA from Molossus molossus (Pallas's mastiff bat), 1243 nucleotides. It is a transcript of the gene ZDHHC20, whose product is annotated as zinc finger DHHC-type palmitoyltransferase 20. Lineage: Eukaryota; Metazoa; Chordata; Mammalia; Chiroptera; Molossidae. Gene Ontology annotation, cellular component: endoplasmic reticulum; Golgi apparatus. The record is from RefSeq and is a predicted model, not a curated record. The coding region runs from base 134 to 1228 and encodes 364 amino acids. Gene Ontology annotation, biological process: peptidyl-L-cysteine S-palmitoylation; protein targeting to membrane; synaptic vesicle maturation. Gene Ontology annotation, molecular function: protein-cysteine S-palmitoyltransferase activity. The transcript is spliced from 12 exons.